Molecule: messenger RNA, 1348 nt
Organism: Emiliania huxleyi CCMP1516
Lineage: Eukaryota; Haptophyta; Isochrysidales; Noelaerhabdaceae
Exons: 9
Coding region: 8-1348 (446 amino acids)
Biological process (GO): protein dephosphorylation; negative regulation of MAPK cascade
Cellular component (GO): cytoplasm
Molecular function (GO): protein tyrosine/threonine phosphatase activity; protein binding; MAP kinase tyrosine/serine/threonine phosphatase activity
Source: RefSeq, a predicted model, not a curated record
UGCAACCAUGACGACAGGGCUCACCGCAGGGCUCACCUCGCUCGACCUGUUCAACGAGCUACAGUCCCGCAAGAACUGGCCGCACGGCGGCCCUCCGCUCGUCCUGGAUCUGCGUUCCGUCGAGAGCUUCUCCGAGCGCCGCAUCCGCGGCUCGCACCACGCCGUCGUUGGCGAGGAUGGCGUGCUCACCACGCCCGAGCGCGCGGCGUGGGCGGGGCGUACGGUGGUGCUGGUCGCGGAUGACACGGAGCAGGCCUCCGCCGCGGCGGCCUCCCUCCGCGGCGCCGGCGCCAAGCGGCCCCUCUUUCUCGCAGAGCCGUUUGCCGCGUUUGCGGCGGCUCGCCCGUUCCUGACCGCGGCGGGCAGCUCGUCCAAGGCGGGCAAGCGGCCGCCCGCGUACCCGUCGUGCAUUUUGCCCGGCCUCCUCUACCUGGGCGACAUCGAGGACGCCGUCGCGCUCCCGCGGCUCAAGGAGCAUCUCGGCGUCACCCACGCGAUCACCGCGCUGGCAGACCCUCCCGCGUCGCUCAAGGCAGCCGUGCGGGAGGCGGGAGUGAGGCACCUCUGGUGCGCGGUGCGCGACGUCGCCGCGGCCGACAUCAAGGAGCACUUUGACAAGGCUCGCGACUUCAUCGCCGACGCGGAGGCGCGCGGAGGCGCCGUCUUCGUCCACUGCUCUCGCGGCGUCUCCCGCUCCGCUUCGCUCGGCUUCCUCCGCUGCCUCGCCGAGUUCGAGCGCGAGCUGACGGGCGAGCGCUCUGGCGUGUACAUCCCACAGCAGGCGGGCGGGUCAGGCGGCGAGGAGCUCGACAGCUUGCCCAUCGGCGAGCACGCUGUCUACACGUUUGGCCGCUCGCUCACGUGCGACGUGCAGCUCGAGCACGCGUCGGCGUCGCGCGUGCACGCCGCGCUCGUCCACGCGCAGGAGACGGCGGGGCUUGCAGCCCCGCCGGCGGGGCUUGCAGCCCCGCCGGACGGCGGCCUCUACCUGCUCGACAUGAACUCGUCCCACGGCUCGUUUGUCGACGGCGCGAAGCUCAAACCGUGCGAGCGGUGCGGCCCGCUGCGCGACGGCUCCGAGAUCAGCCUCGGCGCUUCCUCGCGCCGCUACGUCGCGGCCGAGGCGGCGGAGGAGCUCGAGCGCAACCGCGAGAAAAAGCUGAAGAAGAAGCGGAAGCGGUGGGUGGACGGGCCAAAGCAGAAGAGCAAGAUUAACAGUGUCCGUUUUAGUUUACUCGCGCGCGUCAGCGAGCGCGCGAAGCGAAAUUCCAGCGGCGAGCAGUUCGGCCACACCGAACUGCUCGCCGCUGGAAUUUCGCUUCGCGCGCUCGCUGCCGCGCGCGAGUAA